AUGGCAGACUACGAUAGCGACUCCUCUGAACAGGAACUGACCGAGACUAACGUAUUGCUUGGUUACGCUAGCAAAGAUGCAGACGAGGACACCAUCAGCCGUCUUGGUGGCCAACCAGACUGGCUAAACCCCGAACUGCCUGCCCCGUCUGCCCUCGCUCGCUGCAAGAUAUGCAACGACAUCAUGGUCCAGCUUCUUCAGCUCAAUGGCGAGCUUCCCGAAAGGUUCCCUGGCCACGAACGCCGCCUCUACGUCUUCGCGUGCCGCAGGUCGACAUGCCGGCGCAAACAGGGUAGCAUCCGCGCUGUCAGAGGUGUCAGGAUAUCCAAGGACGCACCCACGGUCGGAGCGAAGAAGGUCGAGACAAAGGCUCCGAAGAAACCGAUCGAGGAGGAGCCCAAGAAAAAUGACGGUCCGGGCCUGGGCAGCGCGCUCUUCGGCGGCGGGGGCGGUGGUAGCUCGGGCGCCGCCAAUCCGUUUGCCAGCAACGCAAACCCCUUUAGUACAGGGGCCUCUUCAAGCAGUCCCUUCAGUAAUGCCGCCCCAUCGUCGAACCCCUUCUCCAAGCCCGCCGCCGAACCUCAGCAGCCCGAGCAAAAGAAAGCCGAGGACCCGGCAGAAUCCCUCCCCAAGACAUUCGCCGAGACCCUCAACCUCAAUAACCCGCAGGAAUCUUCCGGCACGCCCCCUCCACCGGAGCCCUGGCCCCCGGCUGAUGCCCUGCCGAAGGCGUACCCUAUUUCUUACCUCGCGGAUGCCGAGUUCGAGACCCUGGACCCGGAACCCAUGCCCGUCCCCCAGAACGCGCGGAUGGAGGUUGAUAACGAGGGCGGUGCUGGUGCCACGGGUGGCGACAUCAAGGACGUCUUCGAGUCCUCCAUGGACGCCGUCUUCCAGAAGUUCGCGGACCGCAUGGCCCAGAACCCGGAGCAAGCCAUCCGUUACGAGUUCGCCGGCGCGCCUCUACUGUAUUCCAAGGCCGACGUCGUCGGCAAGUCGCUCGGCGGCGGCGGGCGCAUGCCGAGGUGCGGCAAUUGUGGCGCCGGACGAGUGUUUGAGGUGCAGAUGACGCCGCACGCCAUCACGGAGCUCGAGGCAGAGGAGCUCUCGCUCGAGGGCAUGGACUGGGGCACGAUCAUUGUGGGUGUCUGCGAGGCGGACUGCCAGCAGAGAGGCGUCGAGGCCGGUGAGGGCGGCUACCUGGAGGAGUGGUGCGGUGUUCAGUGGGAGGAGCUCUCGAAGCGAUGA
This is a messenger RNA of Colletotrichum higginsianum IMI 349063, 1248 nucleotides long. RefSeq names its product PDCD2_C domain-containing protein. The record is from RefSeq and is a predicted model, not a curated record. Gene Ontology annotation, cellular component: cytoplasm. Lineage: Eukaryota; Fungi; Ascomycota; Sordariomycetes; Glomerellales; Glomerellaceae. The transcript has 2 exons. Gene Ontology annotation, biological process: maturation of SSU-rRNA. Bases 1 to 1248 code for a protein of 415 amino acids.